ACCGUGAUUCCGGCCAUGGAUCUCAUUGAUGAAAAGCUCACUACGUACUCCCACAACAGACAAUAUCACUCUUCAAUCCGCUCAGCUGUUCAGCUGGCAAAGGUAACACUUAACCGGUACUAUCAACUUACAGAUCAAUCCGAAGUCUAUCGCAUUGCCAUGGUAUUACACCCACGUCACAAGCUCGUAUACUUCAGGAACGCUCGAUGGGAGGACGACUGGGUCACGACAGCUGAAAAGCUUGUCCGUGACCGAUUU
Suillus discolor is the source of this 258-nucleotide messenger RNA. RefSeq lists its product as uncharacterized. Lineage: Eukaryota; Fungi; Basidiomycota; Agaricomycetes; Boletales; Suillaceae. The annotation marks the transcript as partial. The transcript is spliced from 2 exons. The record is from RefSeq and is a predicted model, not a curated record.